UUAAGAAUUUGUGUGUCAUAGAAAAUUUACUCGAAGAAAUGUGCAUUUUCUUUGGCAGAACUGUGUAUAAAUUUAGGUAGACAACAAAAUAUUUGUUUAAAUGAAAACUUUUGAACAUUGAAGACUUCUGUGUGGUGUGUUUAUUUUGCAAACACACAGGAUAAAAUUUAAUUGUAACAAUUGAGUUAACAAAUUGUGAAGAUGGCUAGUCAAAAUAUUUCAAAUUCAUCGUUAGCUCAGCGAUAUCAACCAGUUGCAAUUGUGGGUCCGUAUAAAGACAAUGGUAGCUCUAAUAAUAGUGGAGGAACUGAUUGGCCACCAACAGUGCCAGCACGUAGCUCACGACGACCAACUAUAACUGCCGGCAGUACAUCACCAAAUUCAAUACAACCAUUAAUAAAUACGAAUGCAACAACACCUGGUCCUGUACCACCCACACCGCCACAUUAUAUACCACCACCGUCCAUUUAUCCAGAACAAUUUCAUAAUCGUGAACUUCAACAGCAGCAGCAUGUAGUGAUACCACCACCUCCACCACCUAUUCAGCACGACGUCAAUGUUAAUCGAAUACAAUCACCUCGCAGUGAAGUCAAAUUAAAUUCAAUGCCAUGGUUUCAUGGGAAAAUUUCACGUGAACAAGCUGAAAAACUGUUAAUGCCACGAAUCGAUGGCCAAUUUUUAGUUAGAGAAUCAACAAAUUUCCCUGGUGAUUAUACCUUAUGUGUGUGUUGGCAGAAUCAUGUUGAACAUUAUCGAGUGAAGUAUAGGGAUCACCAUUUAACAAUUGACGAUGAAGAAUUUUUCGAAAAUUUAACACAAUUAGUCGAUCAUUAUCAACAAGAUGCCGAUGGUCUUUGCACACAGCUUACAAAAUGUCUUCCAAAAGUAACACAGGACUUCAUCGAUACAAAACCAUUUGCAGAUGGUGGCUGGAUUAUUCAAGAUCGUGAUCUAGAGUUACGUGAACCAUUAGGGAAAGGCGAAUUUGGUGAAGUAUUUUUAGGAUUAUGGCGUGGCGAAAAAGUUGCAGUCAAAAUGCUUAAAGAUUCAAGUGAAGCUGCCCAAAAGUUCCUCACAGAAGCUUCUCUAAUGACAUCAUUGCGUCAUGAGAAUUUAGUUCAGUUAAUGGGUUUAGUCGUAAAUAAUCGCCACAUUUGUUUGGUAACUGAAUAUAUGAGUAAAGGUAGUUUAGUAGAUUAUUUGCGGUCUCGAGGACGAUUACAUGUUACUAGAAAAGAUCAAAUCAAUUUUGCGUUUGAUGCGGCAAGUGGUAUGGAGUAUUUAGAAAUGAGAAGAGUUGUUCAUCGUGAUUUGGCAGCUCGUAAUGUUUUAAUUUCUGAAAGUGGGGUAGCUAAAGUUUCUGAUUUCGGACUUGCACGCACGGAAUGUGGCAACUCUGAUACAGGAAAACUACCAAUUAAGUGGACUGCACCUGAAGCGCUCAAACACAAUAAAUUUUCUAAUAAAUCGGAUAUGUGGAGUUUUGGUAUAUUACUUUGGGAAAUUUAUUCAUUCGGUAGAGUUCCAUAUCCAAGAAUUCCAUUGGCGGAUGUUGUGAAACAUGUAGAGAAAGGGUAUAAAAUGGAAGCUCCUGAAGGAUGCCCGUCAGAAAUAUAUGAAAUAAUGAGACAGGCCUGGGAUUUAUUACCUGAUAAAAGACCGACUUUUAGGGACGUAAAAGUAAAGCUCGCCCAAUUGAAAUCUACAACAACAUGAAAUAAUAAGGAAUGUGUGCACCAGUUGAAAAUAUAAAAAUUUGAAGCCAAAUGUUACCAUAGAAGAAAAACGAUUUGUAAAUAACACAAAUGAAUAUUUGUGUAUGUUUUUUUGUUUGUUUUUAAAUUAUUAGAUGCGAUUUGAUAUAAGAUUUAAUUUAUAUUCAUUUAUAAACAA
This is a messenger RNA of Chrysoperla carnea, 1893 nucleotides long. It is a transcript of the gene Csk, whose product is annotated as tyrosine-protein kinase CSK. The coding region runs from base 202 to 1716 and encodes 504 amino acids. Gene Ontology annotation, molecular function: ATP binding; protein tyrosine kinase activity. The record is from RefSeq and is a predicted model, not a curated record. Gene Ontology annotation, biological process: protein phosphorylation. Lineage: Eukaryota; Metazoa; Arthropoda; Insecta; Neuroptera; Chrysopidae. The transcript has 11 exons.